Molecule: messenger RNA, 1767 nt
Organism: Zasmidium cellare ATCC 36951
Lineage: Eukaryota; Fungi; Ascomycota; Dothideomycetes; Mycosphaerellales; Mycosphaerellaceae
Exons: 4
Coding region: 1-1767 (588 amino acids)
Biological process (GO): phosphate ion transmembrane transport
Cellular component (GO): membrane
Source: RefSeq, a predicted model, not a curated record
AUGACCGCAGAUCUCUUGGUGUUGCGUCAGUCGUCGGCAACUGCCCGCUAUGACUGGAUCCUCGCCAUCACCUUCAUUGCAUACCUCUUCAGCGCUUUUGGUAACGGCGCCAACGAUGUCGCAAACGCAUACGCCACCUCCGUCGCCGCUCGCACGUUGACGAUGCUGCAAGUCGGAUUCCUCUCGGUCUGUACCGAGUUCGUGGGUGCCGUUGCUCUCGGCGAGCGAGUCACAGAUACCAUCAAAAACGGAAUCAUAACAAUCGAUCGUUUCGAAGGGCGUCCUGGAGUGCUGAUGCUUGUUAUGGGCUGUGCAGAAGUUGGCAGUGCGAGCUGGCUCAUGUUCGCGACUGCCAAGGGUAUGCCAGUGUCAACCACCCAGACCAUUGUCGGGGCUUUGAUUGGUGUCGGUUUCGCUUCCCAGUCUGACAUCAAAUGGGCCUGGGAGAGCGGCAGUGUUUCGCAAGUUGCAGCCUCGUGGGCCAUUGCGCCGUUGAUCGCAGCCGCCUUCAGCGCCAUAGUCUUCGCCACGGUCAAGUAUGCCGUUUUGGAGCGCAAGGACAGCUUCAAAUGGGCCAUGCGAUUGAUUCCGGUCUACUUUGCCGGAACUGCCGCCAUCCUUGCCUUGUUCAUUUCAAUCGAAGCUCCUGGAUCUGACAUCGAUGCUCUUGGUGGCGGUGUCGUGGCCGGAAUCAUCCUUGCCGUCUUCUUUGGAGUUCUGAUUAUCUGCUACAUCUUCUUCAUGCCAUUCUUCAAACGCAAGCUCAUCAUGAAGGACCCACGUGUUCGGAUCUGGCACAUUCCCAUGGGCCCACUUCUUCUCAAGGACGAUGUCAAGCUUUACUUUCCAGGGAAAGGUGAAGAGUACGUCAAGAACUACUACGAGGAUUCGUAUGGAAACGUCACCGCCGGCGCAAAGGACGACGGAAAGCUCGACGAGAUUGUGAACCGGAGCACAAACGACUCCUCGACUCGCGACGACUCUCCUCCCAACACAGACACCGAGAAGGGUGCUCAUGAAGCAGAUGUUCUUGCUGCCGCCGAGAAUACAGAGGAAAUGCAGCGUCGGCGGUCCAAAUACGUCUCGCCCUACGAUCGCUGGAUAGUUCCCGUGCAACACAUGUGGUGGUCGAAUCCCGUGAAGUGGUGGGGAUGGUUCAAAUUCCUGCUACUGCGCGGAGUCUUUAUCGACGCCAUUACCCACGACUCGGCCCUGCUUCGUGCUAUCCAUGCAAAAGCGCAUCGGUACGACGUCCGCGUUGAGCAUCUUUGGACGUACUGCCAAGUUGUCUCUGCAAUGCUUAUGUCGAUUGCUCAUGGCUCGAACGAUAUUGCCAACGCUGUCGGCCCCGUCAGCGCCUCCUACAGCACAUUUAGGAGCGGUGUCGUGGAGACCGAAGCUGACACUCCAAUCUGGAUCCUCGUAAUUGGUGGCCUUCUUCUCGGAUUGGGUUUCUGGUUCAUGGGAUACCAUAUUAUUCGCGCCCUAGGCAACAAGAUCACCCAGAUGUCGCCAACUCGCGGCUUCUCGAUCGAGCUCGGCGCUGCCAUCACCGUCCUGAUGGCCUCCCGUCUUGGCCUGCCAGUAUCAACAACCCAGUGCCUGACUGGAGCGGCUCUCGGCGUCGCGCUGAUGAACUAUGAUCUUGGAGCUGUCAAUUGGCGCCAAAUUGCUUUCAUCUUCAUGGGCUGGGUUUUGACCUUGCCUUGCGCAGGUCUGAUCUCUGGCCUGCUUUGUCUGAUGGCUUUGAACGCUCCGUCGUUCUAA